GUACGUGCGCAAGUUCGCGUGUUUCUUUGUACGUGUGCGUCGUCCGUUCGCCUGUGUGUGUGUGUACGACACAAUAUUUAUAAUAUACACAGAUAUAAUAUCGUAUACGUGUAUAUCUAUAUUAUAUAUAUAUAUAUGUAUAUAUACUUGUUUAUAUAGAUGUUUGUAUACAUAUAUAUACAUAUAUAUAUAUAUAUAUAUAUAUCUAAUCUAUCUCACGCACUAGGUAUAUUAUUAUUGUAACGCCGCCGUUGUCCGUGUUUUUCGGUUUUUUUUUUUUUUUUUCUGUUAUUAUUUUUUAUUUCUUCUAUUAUUUUUACUAGAUAUAAUAUAAUAUAAUAUUGUUAUUUCGAAUGAUAAUAAAAUAACAAUAAUAAUCAUAAUAAUCAUAGUAAUAAUAUGAACGGCGUCCGCGAUUGGUCGGACUUGCAGAUUUCCAGUACUGGUUCCGCCGCGUCGGUCGUCCGUCAUCAUAGCCGCCGCCAACGACGACGACGUGCACCAGUAGCAGCAGCCGCUCAGUGACAGUGUGUAAAGUUCGUAAAGUUUGUUGUACUUUUAUAGCAACGAAAACUACGACAAGGUAUUCGAAAAAAAAUCAAGUCACGAUAGAAACAUAAAAAACAACAAGACCAACCGCUACGGAAAACUGAACCCACUAUAAAAUAUUAAAAGCGACGGUUAGUUACUGAUUUGUUGCAAGGUAGUUGGCCCGUGUAGUCAUCGUAUCGUGUCCGUUGUACGCGUAUCGCAACUGUCGUCGUAUCUCGCGGUAUCUCAGUUACGGUGCGCGCGGAUUUUCGCGUGUGAUGAAGGGAACGUUCGCGACGGCCGAAAAAAACUCGCAACACGAACCGAAGCCGUUGAAGCAACAGCAGCGACACUACAACAACCGUCGCAACAGGACGAACAGAAACGGAAACGGUGACAACUACUCAUACUGCUGUCUGACAGCAGCAACGUCUGUCAGAUGUUAUUGUAUUCGGAAACGUAAACCACAGUGACCGAUAUUCACAAUCAUUUAAUGUACAGGCCUACGCACAAUAAUUCAAACGUGUAAGUACUACCUGAGUAGGUACAUAAAUUGGCAAUAAUAAUAAUUUUGUUCCGUUUGACAAGUGCAAAACACACAAACCGUUGAUCAGUAAGUACCUACUGACAACUUAUGUGUGUUAUUAGUGUUUCUGCUUUUAUACACACUUGCAAUAUUUUUGUGAGCAGGUAUACAGUUUACAAUAUCAAUCAAAUUGUUCUGUGUGUCGUAUAAUGUUGCUAUGGACAAUGAAAAAUAAAAUAUCUAUUAGGUGCCGUUGUGUUGUGUCGGAACUUUUAUGUGCACACAGUUCAGACCGUCACACAUUUACGGCACAGUUAAGAUCAUCUAGUUUAUUCGGUUUCACCACUCAUAACCAAUCAUUCAAACACCAUUUAAUAUAGUUGUUGUUCCUUUUUUAAUAAUGCUUUGUCUUUAAUCAUGUUACAUUGAAAUUUUACAAAAUAAUAGUUAGUUCAUUUAUUGGAAAACACAUUUGGUUAAAAUAAUAUGUAUUCACAUCAUGUUGCUAGUUUUUAGAUAAUUUAAAUCCAAAUUAUUUUAUGAUUUAAAUAGUUUUUUUUACAUAGGUAGGUACUAAUUUCAAUAUUUUUUUAAUUUUGAUGGAUUAUAAAAAUAUAUUUAUGUUAAUACAUUCACAUAUACAUUACAUUCACUAAACCAUAAACGGACUAAAAGUAUAGGUAGGUACCCAAUAGAUAAAGUGAGGAAUAAUAAUUAUAAUAAAGUCUUUAUUUUGAAAUAGAAUAUAUAUAUUUUAAAUAUAACAUAAUGUUAAGCUGCAAAACCCAAUAAAAAAGCAGAGCUUGUAAAAAGUUGGGUUGAGUUCAGUAUCUAGUUAUGAAAAAGUAAAAAGUAAAAUUGUUUUUAUGUAAUUUUGUAGAUUAUAACAGAAUUUAAAACAAAAACUGUGGUAUGGGAAAUUCAAUGUUUGUUAUAAUAAAAUUAUAUAGAUACUUAAAUUAUAUUAUGUAGCCCUUUCUCCUAACCUUUCGCCCUCUCACCGACUUCAAAUUUUUAUCUUUUGAACCAUUUGCUUAGAAUUAAUUGACCUGACUUAUGUUAUAAUUUGUUAAGAUAUUUUCUUCAUACAGUUAAAUAUUAUUAUGUUUUGCCUUAUUGUAUACAUAUUUACUUUGUGUUCUCUCUAAUUUACCAACAUCCAAUAUAAUUUUUUAAUCAAAGAUAAUUUAACUAUAGUUAGGUGCCUUUAGUUUCCUAACUACCAUAAUUACUAAUCUAAUAAUUUUGGUAAUUAUAUUAAGCUAAGGUUAGUUUCAUUUUUUUACCAUAAUUUCAUCAACUUUUCUUUAUUAGUUAAGUAGGUAUGAGGGUAAUUACUAAUUAUAAUAUUACAGAAUUAGAUAAGAAGCUAGAUUAAAAAAAUCUUAUCAGAAAUUUUAAUUUGAUAACCAUUUUUUUUUUUUUUUUGGUAUGCACUUUAAAUGUGAUGAAUGUGAAUGCAAAUGCAUUCAUAAUGAAAAUAAUAAAUAGUGUAUUAUUGCUUUUAAGACAUUUUCAAAAAAUACAAUUUUUUUUUGUAGUUUGACAAAAUCUCUGCAUAAUGCAUAAGUGCAGAACCAUAAUUCAUACUAACAUUUCAUAUCUGUAAUUACUUUUUAUUUUUCAAAACCAAUUUAAAAAAAUUACCUCCAUCAAAUAUAGUAAUAUUUAAAACAGAUAAUGAUUUUUAAAUAAAAAUAAUUUUUUUUUUAAAUGACUAGAAUAUAUAUCUGAGUAUACUAUUGAAUCUUAAGAUUUCAGUGCCCAGUACCAUUAUGGCUUUUGGCUCAAUCAUGCUUUACAGGAAAAAUGUGUAUGCCUCAUAAAGUUAUUAUUUUGUUGGAAAGACAAAAGCUUAAUAUACCUAAACUACAUUGAAUAAAGUUUUUUAAUAUUUUUUAAGAUAAUAAUCACAAACUUUAUUGUAAGUCUUUAUAAAAGGUCAAUAUUUAACUUUUUUAGACCAUUAUUUAAAAUUGGAAUUCAAUGUAGUCUGUAGAAUUUUGUUGUUUAUAAAUUUUAAAUAUUAUGUUUAAAAUAACUCAUCUCUAUUCCCCUAAAUUAGAUAAUUUCAUAUAUAAAAAUGCACCCCUUUCUAUGGGGUUAUCAGGCAUUAGUCAAAGUUUUGUCUUUAUGAUGAUCAAAAUGUUAAACAUGUUUAAAUGUACAAAAUUUGAGUAAAUUUGGAAUACCGUUCGGGUUCCUUAGUAGGUAUAUAAGUAAAAAAAAUGUAAUCAACAUUUUAACAAUUAUUCAUGAAAUUAAUUUAACACGUUAAUAGGGAGUGAAGUUAAUAAUUACAUGACUAUAUGAUUUUUAAUGAUUAGGCAAUAUUAUUAUUAUAAAAUUGAAUUGGCUGGGUAAUAAUUAUUUUAAUGACUAAAUGUUAGUAUCUAACCCAGUGGUUCUCAAAGUGUUGAACUCGCUGUUUACAGUAGAUUUACAUAACUAUUUUGAAUAUUUUUUGAAAAACAUUGUUUUAGUUAGUAUAUUUUCCGCAAAUUACUCACACUAUACCUAGAAAAAUUUGAAUGCCCAGUUCUUUAAAAUUAAAAAAAAAAAAUACUGACAUAAUUGUUGAUAAACAUUGAUUUUAUUUACUUUUGUUACCAUUGUUUUUAUAAUGGUAUAAACACCACAACUAAUACUACUCUAAUUAGAAUAGGUUUUUGAUUACAAUAAAUUACAAGAGCAUCUUGAGAAAAUCAUUAUUCAAAAAGGGACCAUUAGUCAGAAAAUUUUGAGAACCACUGAUCAAAUACAAAUUAUAUACAUAUUUGGUUUAAAAUUAAAACCAUAAAUAUUAAUACAUCUACUUAUUAAUUAAUUACUUAAAAAAUAAUAAUUUGUUAUAAUGAUAACAAAUAUAUUUUAUUCAUGAAUUACAAGUUCUAGAAAAUAUUAGACAAUUUCACAUGGAAAUUAUUAUAACAAAACAAUAAUAUAAUUUAAUACUUACUACAUAGGUAUUAGAUAUUAUAGAUAUUAGUUGAAUUAAUCCGAAAAAAAAUGUUUUGUUAAAUCUUAUAUACCUGCCUUUUAUUUGCUGCUUAUAUAAGAAGAAAAACUGAGCCCUCAGAAAAGAGGCCGAAAUGUCUCCAAAAAUAAAAGGAGCCUGAGUGCUCACUAACAAAAAUAUAAUUAAAAAGUACACAUACAGCAGUGUUUCCCAAAGGGUGUGCCAUGAAAUUUAAAAGAUGUGCUGCGACAACUUGAACUAUUGUCUAUUAAAACACCAUUGUAAAAUAUUCAUACAAUUCAUACAUCCUUUUUUUUAUUUAUUUUUUCUACAUAAAUCAAAAAUUAGUAUUGAAUUUGUUAUAUUGUAAAAACUUUUUUAGUUAUUAAAUAUUAUUAUGUUUAAUAUGUGAACAAAGGAUGCCAGUUGAUUCAUGUAAUUUAACUUGAUUUACCUACUCUUUUGUAUGUUUCACAAUGUCACACAUAGUAGCUGUUCUAUUAAAUAAAUUAUAACAUAACGGAUAUUAAAAUUGUUUUACCUACUAAAUUUAGUUUUCAGAAGUGCACGAAUUAUUUUCAUAUGGGGGAGUUCAUUGAACAAUAGUACAUCAUUUUUUUUUGAAUAGGUAAUUGUAUAAUAUAUACUCGGUAAUAUGUUUAAUAAACAUAUAAUAUAUAUAACAAAUACAUAUAAACAUUACUCCAAACAAAUAAUAACUUAAAAGUAAAAAAAAUUUCUGUAGAUAUAAUACAGUAUUACCAUAGUUUAUUAUGUAUCAAAUUACACGUAAUUUGUAUAGUGAAUAAUGAAUGGCACAAAUUUAAAAUCAAUUUCAAAAUCAAUUAACGGGUGUUUUGAAAUCUUAAUAUCAUUUGAAAUAGUAUUUCUUUUAAAUUUGAAUUUUAAAUAUUUUUAUACAUAAAUAAUUUAAAUGGAAAUUUAAAUUAAAUAUUUCUUUUUGUUAUUUAUAAAGUUUUAUCUAUAUUUUAUUUGGAGGGGGAAUUAGAAAUAUAAUUUUCAAAAUGUUUUGGUGGUACAAAAAGAUAAAUUUGCACAGGUCAAUUUACACCACUGCAUACAUAGUUUUAUCAGUUGGCAUUAAUCCCAUUUUAAAUAGCAAAUGUAAAUCAUAUAUGUACAUAUUUCACAGGAUGGGUGGGUCAUUUCAUAUCUGUAUGCAUUGAUUAAUCAUUGCUAAUAAAAAACAUACCUGACUGGAGUUCACUGAUAUUUGUUUUAAAAGACCAUAAUAUUUACAAUUUUCAUUAAAAUUUGAUACUUAAAUUCUUAUAAAAAAAAUUGUACAUUACAUUCAUUUUUUAAUUUUUUUUAACCACAAAGUACGACUUAUAAUGAACCUACUGUUGAAUUUUCAAGCAUUUCUAUUAAGUUUUAAAAUUUUAUUUACAGAGUACCUAGGACAUACAAAUUAAAUAAAAACUCUUAAAAUUAAAAUGUCUAUAAAUAGCUAAAAAAUGGCUGAAAUUUUUUGAUUUUACCACAUCUAGAAAAGGCACAUAUAAACUUCAAGUUUUUAUAAAUAUUUUUAACUGAAUUACAACAAAAAAAUAAGUUAAAAUUAAUACUAUAACCAGCUAUAAUAAAUUAUUAUAUCGUAAAUAAUCUGUUUUUCCAUUUAUUAUGAAAACUUCUUUGAAAAUUAAAAAAUGAUCUCCCCAAAGUACUACCCAGAUGAAAUUUACUUUCAGAAAAGAUGAAAAUUGGUGCAAGUAUUUGUGAAAUUUGCGAAUUUGUGAAUUUGCUGAUUGCAUGAAUUAGGCAUAUUUUUUUCUGUCAAAUGCAUGAAUUGUUGAGUAAUACAUUUUUUGUUAUUAUACUAUUAAUAUGGGCCAGAAUUUAAAAUUAUUUCGAUAAUUAUAUAAAUUGUAUUUUCUGCAUAAUGUUAUCUAUUUAACAGUGUAUUAUAAUAAGGCCAGUUCCCUAUAUAACUUACGUAUAAAAUAUUUUAUCUUACUGAUGUUACAGGUUUUCUAUGGCCUAAAUAAAAAAACAAUAUACCUACUAUCUAUAUUAUAUAUUGUUCAGUGGUUAGUUAGUUGGUUGGUGAACAGUGCAUUUAAGUAUUUAUUAUAAGUAGAGACAGGAUUUAUAUUCUCUUAUAAUCCACAAAGGCGCUUUAAAACAUCAAACAAAUCUCUGAAAAAAAAAAUUAAAAAUAUUUUUAUAAAAAGGAAAAACACUGAAGUUUAAGAGGUAUUGCUUAAUUCAUAAAAUGGGCAAUUUUUUUGAAGAUUUUGAAAAAUCUUAAAAAUAUUGAUAAUUAUUUAAUUUUAUUCAUGACAUUCUUUAUUGUAAAUGGGUUUAAUUAAAACAACUUUGAAAGUGUAUCAUGAAAAAAAAAAAUUAGCCUAGCUUUUAAUUAUUGCUUAUGAAAAUGUUAUAGAAUGAUUAUAACCACAGGAAAAUAGGCCUAUAUUAAGAGGUCAAUUUAUAUUGAUACCCUUUAAAAAAAAACAUUAAAUGUUCAAUUAUAAUAAUAAUAUUUAAUUAUUUAAUUAUGAUGGUUAGAGUUUUAAUUUUAUUUUAUGUAGAUAAAUGUAUGGUAAAUGUUAUGUAAGUUGCCAUUUAUUUUUAUCAGUGUUCCAAGUUCAAAUUUAUGCUACAUUUGUGAAAAACUGGACCAAGAAAAUUGUAAUUUAUUAUAAAUAUAAAUAAAUUUAUUUUUAAUUAAUAUAAUAAUAAUAAUAAAUAUAAUUAAUACAAAAGAAAAACUACUAUACUCUAUACUUCAGAGCAAAAUUUCUGCUAAAAAGUUUUUUUACAGAUACAAAAAAAAAAAAAAAUAAAUAUCAUAGUUUACCAAUAGCUGCCCUACGAACAUAUAAGCAAUUCAAUUGAUCUAAUGUAAUGUAUACUAAAAUACAAUAAAAAAAAAAAUGCUACACUAAAAAAUUAAAACGUUUUUAGAUACAAAAAACUAAAUUUUCUUAAAAUAAUAUAAAUCUUUAAAUAAGCCUAAGAUUAUUUUUGGUUUAUAUUAUCUUCCUUUAAUCAAUUUAAAAUUAACCCUAAUUUCUCUUAUACAUACUUAUAGAACAUAUUAAUUUAAUAAUAAUAAUACUUAUCUGUAUUUGUCAUUAACAACAGUAUAUACAUUAUUUUUUUACAAGAAAAAUAAACACAUUGAUACUUUCCCAAUAAGCAUAGCUUGUGAUUGGGGAUAGUGAGUUCAAAUCUAUAAUAAUAUAUACAUAAAUUAAAUUAAAAACUAUAGCAAAAUCUACAUAAGACAUUAAUAAAAUUAAAUAAACAUUAACUAAUAUCUAAUAUACUAAACCAAUAAAAAGAAAAAGAAAGAAAACAAAAAAAAAAUAUUAAAAAUUAUCAGAUAGAUAUAUCAUUAGGAAAUUAUGUAAUUAAUUAUUUGUCUUUUAUUCAACUAUUUAAGUUGACUAAACAUGAUAUUAUAUUUCCUGCGUAUAGUAGUUCUAACAUAAACUACACUUUUUGGGCCAAAGAUAGUUUUAAACUUAACUGAAUUUAGAUUGGUUAAUUUUUUAGAUCUGGUAUUGUGCACAUGUUUGUUGUAUAGUAAAGCUGCUGAUGUCCAUUUUCAUUAAUUGUAGUGUAAUAUUUUUAAAAUAAAAUUCAUUAAUUUUUAGAACACCAAUAUCAUUAUAUAAUUGAACAAUUGAAUAAUGUCUAUUUUUAUUAAGUAUAAAUUUAAUUAAAAUAUUUAAUAUGACUUCUAAUUUAUGUAAAUUAGUUUUGUUGGUUCCACUCUAUACAACAAUUGCAUAUUAAAUAAUGGAUUGUGCUAAUGCUAAGUAUACCAUUUUAAGAUUGCUAAUAUUUAAAAUAUAUUUCAAUGAUUUAAAUUUAAAAAAAACAUAUUUAUUUUUGUAUUAUAUAUUAAUAUAUAAAUUAAUUGUGUUGUUAUUUUGUUACAGACAGUAUGACUUGAAAGUUGGAGGUUACAACGAUGAUCAUCAGAGGCCCAUAGCAAUGAACGGUGAAAUUCCUAGUGUACCUAUAACAACUCUGGCUGGCAUUUCAAGUUUAACAGACUGUAAGUAUAAAAUGUAUAAUAAAUACUUUUUUUUUUUACUGGCCAUUAAGGUCUUUUGUAGCUUCUAUUAAGUCUUUCCAUUUAUUAUAUUAUUGCAUUUUUGAGUUUUUUUGUUCCAUCUACCAUUUUAUGUCUCCAUUCAUUUAAUCUUUUUACGGUCACUGAGGUUUUCCUCUGGAGUACUUGUAAGUCGGUUAAUUGGCCUGUUCAUUUCAAAGUAUGCUUAUUUUGGCCUUUGUUAUGUCUAACAGAUAUUUACUGAAUAUAAUUUCUGAGAUACUACUAAUAUGCCUUUAUAUUUAUUCUUGACAUAAAUAUUAUCAAUGUCAUGUAGUUGAGAGGCUUUUUGAUUUCUAAUAGCAGUAAUAUAGUAAAUGCACUAGAAUUAGCAUGGCUCGAUCACAGCAACUGCCAAAGUAAGUACCCAUAGUAACAAUAUAGUGGGAAAAUUACCACAUGCACAUUGCCAAAUUGGUUUUCAUAAAUUAGACAAAUCUGUGUCACAAAUUUUCAUUCUCUUGCAACCACUUAAAAUAAAUGUACGCUUUGUUUAUCGUACCAUUGAAUGUUACUGUAAUACUGGUGAUGUUGAUUUGGUUAGAAUUAGAAAAAAAAACUGUGAUUGAAGCAGUUCAUUGGAGAAUCAAUCAUUCUAUGGAUUAAAAUCAAUGAGCGGUUUCUUGUAUAACACAUGAUGACUUAUGUAUAUAUACUAUACACACAUUUAAAUUAUGUUCAAGCCAUUGGUUAGUGUACCAAUUAAAGAGAAUCAAACUCAAAAGAUUGAAAAAGCUUCUAUUUUUAUACUGCCCAAAAAAAUGUUAACAAAUUUUAUUCAUUGAUGAAAAAAUAUUUACUGUAAUGGAAAAAUAUAAUAUGCAGAAUGAUUGGAUAUAUGCUAGAUGGUCAUUAGAGGCUAAAGAAAAGGUUUUAUGUGUUCCAAAAAUGUAUUUAUGUGAGAAAGGGGAUAAAACUGGGGCUUAUGAACAUCAAGCAAGAGUUUUAGACCCUUCAGUGAAACCUCUUAGUGAUUUAUUAUUGGGCUUAUGAUUUCAUGGGUACCUAAAUACAUGGGUACAUGUGUAAUUUUGAAAACCAUGUAUCAAUCUGUGUAUUUAAAAAUUCACAUAUAUUUAGUCAUGUACAAUAUGUAUGUUCGAGUACUUUUUAUGUUACAAUAUUUAGUUUUUAAAAAUAAAUGCUGGACACUGGGGACAGGUGUGUCACUGCUGUAGGUAUUAUUAAAUCCACGAACAUUACCAAAUACAUGUGUAUUAUUAAAUACAGUAUUAAAUUCCUAGAUUAAUACACCUGUAUUUAAAUACCCAUAGGAAAUAGUAAGCACUAAUUAAUUGUUCCAAAAAAUUACAAUUAAUUAGGUUUCCUAACAGGUUUCCUGGUUACAGGACAAAAAUAACUUUUUGAAUUUUAUAAAGGCAUCUGAUUGGCCCUAUACAAGCCCAGUAUUGAAUCUGCUUGAUUAUGGGUUUUAGAGCAUUUUAGAGAGGAGAGCUUGUGUAAAAAAUGACAUUGAAAUUUGAAGUACUGAUAGUAUUUAUGUCUAGACUAAGUAUAUAGAUUUUGAAUAAAUUAAUAUUGUAGACAGGAUUUCAUUUAAAUUACAAUAUAAUAUAUGUGUUAUUAAUUUAUUUUAUACUAAAGGAAAAUUUUCUUAUGUUUAAUUCAUAUAUGUGUGCAUGCAGUUUGUUAAAUUUAAGGCUGUUUUAAUUAUACUUCAAUACUUACUGCCAUUAUGAUAAUUAAAACAAUUUUAUACUUUGUUUUAAACAAAAUUAAUUUUAAAUCUAAAGCUACCAGUCAAUAAAGUAUUAGGUGUCAACUUUUAUUAGCAAGAUUCAAAAUAAAAACAAAUUAAAUGAAAAAAAGUAGGUAGUGGUUUUAUUUUCAAAAAUAAGGGUAACAAAAAAUAAUAUAAAUGUAAAAUUUGUUGAGUUACUCUUAAUUGUUCUGUAAAAUAAUUUACGAAAAAAGUUAAUACUUUCCGAAAUAAUGAGUGUCAUAUGAUAAAUCAAUCACCUUAUAUAAUAUCGUUCAAUAGUAAAUUUUUUAUCAUUAUUAUAUUUUCUAUAUUAUAUUUAUGCUCUGUGUAAUAAUAAAGUAAGUAAUUUAACCAAAAUCGAUCAAGCUGUUGACAAGAUAUCCCACUUUAAGUUUAGAUUAGAGGAAAGUAGUGGUGCAUUAUUAAGACACUACGUGUCACACCCACACUCAAAUGAUACUCCACUACUCUCCUUCAACCCAAACUUAAGAACUUUUGAUAUAGGUUGACAUUUGAAAAUCAAAAGUUUUAAUCAAUUUUUAAGUGUAGCUUUUUUUUUGAAAGAAAAUUUGAUUGGGGAGGGGGGAUACUUUAGGAAGGUAAAUUUUUAAUUUUACCAAAAAUGGGAAAAAUUGAAAGAAAAAACACUGAAAACGGGAGAUUAAAAAAGUAAGUACAAUAUUAAACAAAUAUUAAUUAUUAAAGAAAAUGUUUAAUGCAUAUAUAAUUAUUAUUUUACAAUAAUAAGACAUAUAUAGUGUUUACAAAGCAACACUAUCAACUGAAUUUCACUCAGAAUCUUUUUAUUAAUGGUUUAUCAUUGCUUACAGAUACAAAUUACAAAUCUAAAAAAAACUAUCGGAAAAACAGUAAAUAUUUGCGGACCAUGUUAAUUUCAUUAUUUAAAUUUUUUAUGCAUUAUGUUUUCUACCAGAAAUAUUGCUUCAAUAGAAAAACAAGAGACCUUUUUUUUUCAUUUUAAAUCUUAAUGGUUUGUAAAUAAAUUUUUUUUCCAAGUAGUUUUUAUAAUAAUUGGGCAAAAUCAGGAAUGAUGUUAAAAGAAUGAGAAAUUUUAUGGUAAUAGUGGUUUCAUUAUAUUAAAUUAAUUUUUUUUAUUUUUAAUUUAUUUAAAAAUAUUGAUAUCAGACAAUUUCGAUAACAAAUUUAUAUUUGCCUUUUCUAGAUGUUGUAAAAUUUUUAAAAUAGUUUGGUAAUUUAUAAGCUAUUUAAAGGCACUUAAUUGUUGACUAUUUUUUACGCAAUUUUUAUUUAGUAAGUACUAUUUUUUUAUAUAUUUCCACAAGUAAUAAACAAUCUGUAUCAUUUACUAGACACAAUAAGAAUAUAUGAUAAAAGUUAAGAGGUCAUGAGGUUUUGAUGAAAGAAGCCACCCAUUGAUAACACUUUCCAUUAGCUUGAAAAAAUAAUUUAAUUUAAUUUUUAAUUUUUAAUUUAAUUGAGGAGAUCACAACACCACUUAUGCUUCAAAUGUCUUAGAGGAUUUCCAGGGAUUGUGGGAAUGGCCAAGUUUUUUAUAAGUUGAUUUGGAUGAUAAUUUAAAUGGUAAUGGAAUCUUUUAUAAAAGAUUUUUGCAUCGUCAUUUAUUGUUUUAAGUUUAAAGUCAGUGUGAAGUGUAUGAUUUGACACAUAGGGUGGAGCAUUUAUCAGUUUUCUGAUCGCUAUGUUUUGAAAGGUUCGGAUUUUUAAGAUGUUCGUCUUUUUUGCAUUGCACCAAAGCUGAAGUCCAUAGGUCCAUAGUGGUCCACAUUAAUCCUUGAUCUAGAGUAAGGCCGCAAUAUUUAAUUUUUGGAGAAUAGGGAAUUGGAAUACCGUAAAGGACAACACCAGGGCAAGGAGUAUGUCUGAGGGUAAAUGUUUGUUGAACAGAUUUAUUCUGGUUAACUUUAAAUCACCAUUUUGUAUAUCAUUUGUCCAUAGCGUUAAGGUGAGUUUGUAGAUUUAUUGCUGCUAUGAUUGGAUCUUUAUUAAUGGAUAUUAGCCCUUUGUCAUCAGUGUAGUCAGCUACUAAUGUGUUGGGGUAGUAGGUUGGUCAGAAGCAAAUAUAUUAAAGAGUAUUGGAGAUAAGAUGCCACCUUGAGGCACACCAGCAUUUAUAGGAGCUAUUUCAGAAAGAGCGGUUCUGUAGCGAACUUGAAAAUGUUGAUCCGUUAGAUAAGAUUUGAUGAGCAAGUAGUAAGUGGGUGGAAAGAAUUGCUUAGGUUAAUAUAAAAGGCCAUUGUGCCAUACUCUAUCGAAGGCUUGUGCAAUGUCUAGGAACACAAUUGCAAUAAAGUUUUUUUUCCAGGGAAUAUGAUUUGGCAUCUACAACUCUGUGAGCUGGGUGUAUGGUUGAGUGAGAAGCCCGAAAUCCGAAUUGGGUUUUUGGAAGAAUAUUCCUUUCAGUAAUGAUGGGCAGGAUACGUUUCAGAAUUAAUCGUUCAAGGAUUUUAGCGAAAAAUGGAAGAAGGCUGAUUGGUCGAUGAGAUGAUGGAAUGUCUGGUGGUUUAUUAGGUUUAGGAAACAAGAUUAUAGUGGAGAAUUUCCAAAGUAGAGGAAAAUAAGAAAGUCUAAUUAAAGCAUUAAAUAUAUGUGAGUGAUGUGGUCAAUAACUCUAGUUGGAAGGGAUCUGGCUACUUCAUAGUAAGUAUUAUGUGGAUUAAUUGUUUGAAAAAACAGAAAUAUAUAAAACUUUACAGAAGAUUCACUGUACAUUGUAUUUAAAGGUCAAAAAAAAUGUAGAGUGUAAUGUAGUAAUUGAUUUGUUUUACUGCUCAGAAUAGUAUUUUAUUGCUAUCAGAUGUAAAUUAAAUAAAUGUAUGUAUCAUACCUUCUCAACUUACCAUCUAAAAAAUUGGUGCACCCAUCAGCAGUAUCAAUGUUUUUUUUAUAAAUUAGGAGCAUAUUGAGGGCUCUAUUGGUUUUUUUAUUAUGAUAUAUGAUUUUUUUUAACUGUGUGUACAAAAUAAGUUUCUAAUAUGAUGAAAAAUAUAUGGAAUAUUAAUAAAUAUUUCUUAAAUUUGAAUUGAUACCAAAUGUAUAAGAUAAUUAAGGGGUAUGUCAUGGGCAUUAAUUAACUAAUACAUCUAUAAUUUUGGCUAAAACUUAAUAUCUUUUUGGUCUUAAUAUAGUUGUGGCACACCCUUUAUAUAUAAAAAAAUGUGUAUUUUUGAUAUCUGGGUAAUCUCAGAAACUACUCAUCCAAUAAUUAUAGGUUUUUUUUUUAAAAUGAUUGAGUAUAUGGUGGACAAUGUUUAAAGCUAUUGAAAUCCACAAUUUGUCCAGUAGAUCUAAUCUCCAAUAGUUUGAGUAGUUUGAGUGGGAUACAUAAUGUAUAGGUAUUUUUCAUUGCUUAGCAACCAUAUAACUAAUAUAAAUAUAUAAGUUUGAAAAGAAAAUGCAUUUUAAAAAGUUAAGGACAAAAAUAGUUUACUGCAGUGAUAGUAAUGGGUAUUGAAACAGAAACGUUUUUCUUUAAACAGUUAUUCAAUUUUUCUUUUUUUUAAAUAACAAAAUGUUUUAUAAUUACAUUACAAUUGAUUUACAGUGUUACCUGAAAUGCCAUUGCCUUCACCUAUGCCUCAAACAUUAGGUAAUAAAUCCUUGUUAUUUCAUCCCCGUGUUGCUGAAGAAGCAGAUAUUUUACUUAGCCUCCGUGAUGAUGCUUUGGUACCACAACUUAUUCAGUCAUUAAUAAACACCUCAUCAGACCACAUGUAAGUUUUACAUGUCUUAUAGAAAACAAUGAUGAAUAUUAAACUAUAAUAAUGUUUUAAAUUGUAUAGACAACUGCAAGAUAAAUAUGCGCAUACUGAAAAUUACAAUAAUCAACAAGAUAUACCUGAACUUCUUAAAGCUAUAUUACAACAAAAUGCAAAUGUAUUUAGUGGGCCACCGCCAACAUUACCACAGCAAACAUUUCAAUCACAAGGUAAGCAUUCAUUAAUUUGUUAAAAGAAAUUUUAAAUUGUAUAUAUCAUCAAAUUUAGCAUUUUUAAUAUAUAUAUAUAUACAUAUACAUCCAUAUAUACACAAAUAAAAAUUUGUAAAAAAUUAUAAAAUCAUAAAAAUAUUUAAUAAUUGUAUACUUCAGGCCUAUAUUGAGAUUAUUUCUAAUGAAUAGUUUGUCAACUAUUUUUGAUAACUGUUAAGUUUUUAAAAAUAGUUAAAUAAAACAUAUAGGUGUGAAUAUUUAAUGUUUGAGAAAUAGAAAAAUAGUAAAGAAACUUUUUAGUAUUUUAUUGAAAAAUUAAUAGUUGUAAUAUUAAUUUUUUUUAAUAGAAUCCAUUGGUAUCAUGUGUUCUAUAGGUUAGUGAUGGGAAUUCCAAAAUCCAGAUUUUUCUAAAAAACACUAUUUAAAAAAAUCCCUUGAUAAUCGUAUAAAUAUUAAAUAUUAUUACAAUAUAAAGCUGGGUACCUAAGUUAAAUGUUUAGACAAAAAUUCUAAAAAAAUCUUUUGGAUCUGGAUUUUCCGAUUUCAAAAAAUCUGAAAUCCAAAAGCACUUUAAUUUUUUGGUAUUAUGUUUUAUUUUUACAUUUUCAUUAAAAAAUAUUUUACUUAGGUAGACAACUUUAUACUGUAAAAAUAUUUAACACUUGUAUGGCUUUAAAUUGCCUUUUUUUUGUGAAAAUCCGAAUUUUUGGAUUCCCAAAACUAGUAUGCGUAGUUAGUACCCAAUUAUUUUUAAAAAUUAAAUUAAUUUAUAUUCAUACAAUAUGCUUUUAUUUUGUUCUAAUAAAAUAUAACUAGUGGUAGGUGCAUUGGAGCACUGAGUCAUUUUCUGUUAGUUGCCAUUCAAUUGCUGCUCUUACAUUUGUAAAUUUUCGCAUCCAAAUCAUGGGAGUCUUCCUCUUUUAUAUCUCAUUAACCAGUUUUUAUAAACUAGAUGCAUGUAAACCAAUAUUGGGAUCACAAAAAAUGUAUUAAAAUAUCAAUUUAAUUUAUCCAUGUAACUCAUGUGUUAUGUGUUAAAUGCUAUUUUUCUGAAAACUUUUUUUUUUAGUAAAAUCAAAGUCUCGUGUUUUUUCUAUAAUCUACCGUUAAAUUUGGUGUAUGUAGAUAAAUUAAGACAAAUAACACAAAUGUUAGGUUUACUGCUAUUAACAAUGUGACCUAAGUGAUUUCUCUUAACUGUGUUAGUUUAAAAUGGUGUCAAAAACUAACCUAAAUAUAUUUCUUAGGACUAUAUUUUAGAUAUAUGUAUUUAAAAUUUUUUUAGAAAAGGAAAAAAUCGUUGAAAAUAAAAAUGAACAUGAACUUAGUGUAAUUAAUAGUAUUGAAAGUGCAUUAAUUGAAGAACAUCAUCAUAUGGCCCAAAAUGAACUAUUACAGCAAUCGGAGAUAUUAAAUGAAAUUCCACCUCAACACCAGCCUGUCAUAGUUCAAACGCCAUCUACAAAAUUAUCUGCAAUUUUAUUAGAAGAAAAUGGUAAAUAUAUAAUGUAUAAUAGAAGUAUACUUCUAUUAAUUUUUUUUGUUUAUUGUGUUUAAUUUAUACAGAUACAAUUUUGCAUGAUGUCCAAGAAAUAACAGAAAAUGAUAAAAUUAAUGUUCAAAAUUUAGAACAUGAAUUUUCUCAAAUAACUAAUAAUUAUGACGUGUUUUUAAAUAAUGAACCCUCUAUUUCAUUGUCAUCACAGAUUGACAUUAGCGAACAUGGUAUUAAUGACAUAUUUUAAAUUUAAAUACAUAGAAAUUAACUUUUGUUUAUUUCAGUUAUGAACAAAGCAGCAAAUUUAAUUAAUAUGGGAGAAGAACUAACCGAAGAUAAUAAUUUUGGAUUAGCUCUUGCAGAAAGACCUUCUGUUAUAAAUCAAGGUUAGUUUUUUUUUUAAAUAUUACAUUUAAAACUAGGUAUCUAUAAUUUAAGAAAUUUGCUUAAAUAAUACUACUGUUUUUAUGGCAAGAGCAUAUUUGUAAAAAUAUGUUUUAUUUGAUUACCUGUUAUUGAUAUUAUUUAUAGAAGAGGGAAUUAUUAACAACAAUAUAUUCAUAUAAUAUUUAUUUAUUUUUUUUAAUGCCUUUAACUGUUUAUUGAUAUAUCUAUCCUAGACACCAUUAAUGAAAAACUUAAAUAGAAUCUGCUUAUUAAAUAAAAAAAAAUUGCAUAACUAUAUUCAAUUUCCUUAUUAUAGUAUAAUAUAUUAUGAUUAUUAUUGCAUUUCUUAAAAAUGCAUAAUGCCAAAUUCAUGUAAACAUGAUAUGACUAUUUCAGUUUGAUAUUUAUAAAUAACUAUUAGAUAAAAUACAAAUAAUAAACUGAAUAAAUAUUAUACAAAAUAAAUAGGUUAUGAAAAAAAAUCACAAGGUGGUUUUUUUUUUUUUGAAAAACAUAUUAACUGCAACCAUAUACAUGGAUGAAGGAUAAAUAGUUAUUAAUAAUUUUAUUUUUACAUGAUUUAUUUUAUUUAUAUGAGAAUUUUGUUUGCUAUUAUUGAUUAAUUAUUGAUGCUUAUAGUUUAAUGACUAAAACUAAUUAAAAUUCCCAUUUUUAGAUUUAAAAGAAUAUUCAUUUUAUGAAAAUUAUUUGUUUGUGGUUAUUUUUAUUGUUUUUCAAAUACCCAUUUUUUUAUGUUAUAUUCAACCGGUUUAAUUUUAUUUGGACAUUUCUACUUAAUAAAAUGAGUAUCUAAAUUUAAAAUAAAUUUCUUACAUUAUAGUUUACAUUUAAAUGACAAUGACAAAUUGUUGGCUAUAAUUAAUUUCAUUGACAUGCCAAUGUCUUAUUUGUAAGCACAUCUCCACAUAUAACUAAUUGUCAAAGUAACACUAGUUUUCUCUCAUUGAAAUUGGUAUUAUCAUUAUAUAAGGGUGAUAUAUAUAUCAUACAAUUCAUUACUAACUCAAAACAACAAGAAUUGUUCUAUUCCACUUAAAUUAAUUAAUUAAUCUAUUUUGGUGAUUAGUUUAAAUAUGCACUGUUAAUAUUUAGAUUCAAUUUCAUCUAUUAUCUGGGCUUUUGUUUAAAAUUAAUAAUAUUACUGUUUAUUUAUGUGUUUGAUUUGUAGACAAAGGUGGUUAUCAAACACAAGUAGAAAAUGAAAUUUCAGAUUCAAAUGAUUUUGGAGUUUCAUUGACUGAACGAAUUAAAAAAAGAAAAAGAGCUGCCCAACCACCAGAAGUCAAUAACACAAAUAAUAUUGAUGAAAGUAAUUACAAUUAUUUAAAUUCUAUAUUUUUUUUAAUAAAUUCUUAUAGUUAGAUAAGUAAAAUUGAGUUUUCUUUAACAUUUUUUUUUUUUUUUUUUAUUUACAAUAAACCAAAAGAAAAUUAAUAAUUUUAUCCAAAAUAUUUUAGAUGAAUGUAUAAUAAAACCCAAAGUAAGAAGAGUUGAAAGAAAACUUGUACCUGUAAUAGAAAAAUUAUCCAUUGAAGAACUGAUGGAAACUAAUACAUAUCAAAAAUUUAAUAAAUGUAUAGAAAAAGUAUUUGAAAGUACUGAAGAAGGCGAUAUGCUCGCAGAAUUUGGUAUUUAUAAUUAUUAUUAUUUAAGAUUACAACUAUUUAGUAUCAGAAAUAAUUUGUUUUUUUAAUUUUUAUAGGUGAUGAAGAUGUCCCGCCAGAAGCGCUAAUACCAAAAUAUGUAUUACAAGAAUUAUGUAGUGAAUCUGCUAAACUUAAAACACUAGGUGCUAUGGAUUCAAUUCCAUCAAAUAAAAUAAUUCGCCUACUGAGUAUUCUUGAAAAAAAUAUUAGAGAUGGUGCCAAAGUUUCACCCAUAGCUGAUCCAGUAAGCUUGAAUCUAAUAUAUAUAAUUAUGGUUCAAUGUGUAUAUUUGUAAUAAAUUUAAUAGGAAGAUGAUGAAUGUGAAAGAAAAUUAUGGAUGGAGUUGGCCAUGGAAAGAGUUAUGCGUGCGGUUGAUGCAUCUCUCACUACUCUUUAUGUUUUAACAUCACCUAAAAUGCAGAAAAAAGUUUAUUUGGAAGAUGUUAUUGAUAGAGUAGUUAUGUUCACAAAAUAUCAACUACACAAUACAAUUUAUCCAGCUUUUGACCCUGUUUACAGGUAUGUUAUAUUUUACUAAUUAUAAUCAAAUUUCCCAAUUUUAAUAUUUACAAAAACAAAAUUCUCCUAAGCAAUUUUUUUUUUCAACUUUUACAUCAUUAUACAUAGAUACUUGUUUUACAUAUGAUAAUUAUUUUCAGUUUUAAUUGACAAUUUGUAUUUAUUUAUUUACGAAACUAAUAUUGUCAGAUGCUAUAUGAAAAUAUAUUCAACAGAUAAUUUAUAUGCUACAGUGGUUUUCUUUAUUUUCGAUUUUGAUUUUUUAUUGUAAUACAUGUAAAAAUAAUUGUGUAACUAAAAUGUUAAUAGAAUUAUAUUAGCCAUUUGUAUUAAAAUUUUCUAAACAUUUUUAAACUAAAAACAAAUUUCAUUAUGAUUUGAUGAGUAAUUAUCGACUAUGUUUGCUACAAAAAAUUUAAUUAAAGUUACUUUAGACAUUCUAAAAUUAUGCUGGAAUACACAUUAGUGUGUUAAACAAUUGAACAUUCAAUGCAUCCAUGAAUAGAUUUUCAAAAGUACUUAUCAGAAUUUUGUUUUGUAAUAGGAUUCAAAAGAGUCAUGAUUCAUAUACAGGAAGUGCUCGUAAAAAACGUGCACAUCCAAAAGAAGUUCGUGAUAAAAAUGUAUUAUCAUUAUAUACAAAGAUAUCAGAAGUAGUUUCACUUUUAGCUGAGCUAUUAGAAAUGCAAACUCUUACUGAUACAGCUGUUCUUCAUACUUCAUCAAUGGCUGUAUCACCAUUUUUUGUGGAAGAAAUCAGUGAACUGCAACUUUCUGCAUUAAAACUUGUUACAACGGUAAACUAUUCUAAAGAAAUCACUUGUUAUAGUUAAUUAAAAAUAAUUGUAUGAUAUUUUCCAUUAAAAUUACACAUCUACUUAAUGGUGUUCAAAUUCGCCUUUAAAAAGUAAAAUAUAUAUUUUUGUAUUUAAAAAAAAAUUUAAAAAAUUAUAUUUAAAUAGAUAUUCACAAAAUAUGACAAACACCGGAAACUACUACUUGAUGAUAUACUUGCUUCUAUGGCACGAUUACCAAGUUCAAAGCGAAGUUUGAAAUCUUUUAGAAUUAGUUCUCAAGAAUACAUUCAAAUGUUAUCAGCUCUUGUAUUGCAACUAAUACAGUGUAUGGUUGUACUUCCAGCAAAUUUGGUGGAAAAAUCAAUGAAUGUAUGAUACUAAGAAUAUUUUAUUAAUAAAUUAAUAUUAAUUAAUAAUUAUUAAAAUGUAAUUUUAUAUCAUUUUUAUUUUAAGCUUGAUCCUGAUACAUUAGUAAUCAGUAAAUUUAAGGCAGCUCGAUCCACUGCAUCAAGUUUUUUACAUGUAUUUUUAUCAAAAUGUAGCAGUAAAAGUGAAGAAAUUGAUUAUCGUCCAAUAUUUGAAAACUUUAUCCAAGAUCUGUUGACUACUGUGAAUAAACCUGAAUGGCCUGCGUCUGAACUUAUGCUUAGUGUACUUGGAAGAUUAUUAGUUGCCAAUUUUGUUAACAAAAAUUUGGAAAUGUCACUUAGAGUAGCUUCUUUAGACUAUCUUGGUGUAGUAGCAGCUAGACUUAGAAAGGAUUCUGUUACCUCUCAAUUAAGAUUAAAAACCAUAGAUGCCAUAAUUUUGGACAUACGAACAGAAGAGUUGAAAGAAGAGGAUGGAAGUUUAACUGUAUGUAUUAUUUUUAGUUAGAUAAUCUGGGUAAUUUUUAUUUUUGUGUAUUUUGUAUAUUAAAUAUUAUUUAUCAGUUUUUAAAUAUUAUUUAUCGGUUUUUAGGAAGAAGUUCCAGAGGUUCAAGAUGAUGAAGAAAGAACUGAAUUUUUACAAAGAGUUCUUUUAGAUUAUUUAGCAAUUAAAAGUCUAACUGAGCCAGCUUUAAGGCAUGCGCGUCAUUUCUAUUUGGCCCAAUGGUAUCAAGAUAACAAUGAUGCUAUUAAAACAUCAGAUUCACUAUCAAAGAGAAAAAAAGCAAACAAUACUCGGAAAAAAUAUGGUUUGUUUUAAUAUCUGUAACAAUUACUUCAUAAUAUUUAGUUCAACCUGAUUAUUUAAUUAUACUCAAGGUUCAGAUGAUGAAGAUGAUGGUGAGAGUAGCGAUUCUGGUAAAGAAAAUGAAUCUCGAAUAGAUGAAAAUAAAGCAGUAGUAAAUGCACGGGUUUGUGAGCAAAGAAAAGAAUAUUUACUGACUAAAAUUAAUCCUUAUAAUAAUGAAACUUCACAAGUUAUGCAAACAUAUGUUGAUUAUGAUAGUGCUGAAUUAGUCGCAAGAUAUUUAGCAUCCAAGAGACCAUUUUCACAGAGUUUUGAUACUUACCUUAAACAUGUAAGGAACUGAUUGUACUGCAAAUGUAUUGUUAUUAUUGGUAUAAUUAAUGUAUACUUUCUUUAUAAUUUUAGAUAAUUAAAGUGUUGACGGAAACAUCUGUAAACAUAAGAACAAAAGCUAUGAAAUGUUUGACAAUGAUUGUUGAAGUUGACCCUGGUGUUUUGGGAUUGAAAGAAAUGCAGUUGGGUGUAAGUCAUUCUUUCUUGGAUCAUUCAACAUCAGUUCGAGAAGCAGCUGUUGAUUUAGUUGGAAAAUUUGUAUUAAGUCGUCCAGAAUUAAUUGAUAAGUAUUAUGAUUUGCUAUCUGCUCGAAUAUUGGAUACAGGUGUCAGUGUACGCAAACGAGUGAUAAAAAUAAUGAAAGAUAUAUGUAUUGAGUGUCCAGAUUACCCUAAAAUACCAGAGAUAUGUGUAAAAAUGAUUCGGCGUGUUAAUGACGAAGAUGGUAUUAGAAAAUUAGUCAUGGAAGUGUUUCAAAACAUGUGGUUUACUCCAGUAAGCGAAAAACCAUCACUCGAUUCAAAAAUGUUAUUAAGAAAAGUUUUAAAUAUUACGGAUGUUGUGGCAGCAUCAGAAGAAUUAGGCCUAGAAUGGUUUGAACAAUUGUUAUUAAGUUUGUUUAAACCCAAAGAAGAUAAAGAUGACACAGCAAGAGUGUCUACUGAACCUCCAAAAGCUCUACUUACAGCCUGUAAGCAAAUUGUCGACUGUUUAGUUGAAAAUGUUGUUACACUAGAUGGUGGUGGUGGAGGUACAUCACGACAGCUCGUAGCUUGCCUUACUACAUUGUACUUGUUUGCUAAGAUACGUCCUCAACUACUAGCUAGACAUUCUCUUACUCUACAGCCUUAUUUGAGUUUAAAAUGUCAGGUAAUAUUUUUUAAAUUGUUGGAAUAUAGAUCAAUUGAUCUUUUAAUCUAUUGAAUGCUGUUUUAUCUUUAUAUCUAUAUUAAUUUAUUUUUAUUUUCAGACACAAGGGGAUAAACAAAUUAUUAGUUGUGUUGCACGUACACUUGAACUUGUUGUUCCAUUAAUAGAACAUCCCAGUGAGAUAUUUUUAUCACAACUAGAAGAAGAUGCAGUAAAACUUAUUAUGAAGCAUGACCAAACUGUAAUUUUAAGCUGCAUUUCAUGUCUUGGGUCUGUGGUGAAUAAUGUAACAAAAAACUUUAAAUUAAUAAGGGAUUGUUUUGCAAUAUAUUAUAGUAAGUUCUUAUUCUCAUUUGUUUUUUCAAGUUAAUUAUUUUAAUUUAAAAAAGCUAAGGAAACAGAUUGAUAUGAUUUUGUAUUAUAAUAAUAUAUUUUUUGGUAAUAAAUUCAUUAAAUUGGUACUCUUUAGUUUUUUUUUAUUAGGUUUUAGAUUUGCUACUGUAGAAUUAAAUUUACUCAAAUACAUUUAUUUAAUUAUAUUUUUUAUGUUAGAUUUGAAAUAUUUUUCUCAUUACUCCAAGUUUUCAAAUUGAAUAAUUUUGUAUUGAUUUAACAAGAUGUCUAGUAUAGUAUUAUAUUCAUCUUGUUAUUGAUAAAUUCAUUUAAUGUAAAUAUAUUUUGUUAGAUAAAAAAAAUUCAACUGAAUAAUCUGCUAUGCAAAAUAUAAAUUCACUCAUUUUCAAUUUUACCAAGUUUAUCACUAAGUAAUAUAUUUCAUUUAUUCUAGAGUACUUAACUAACUUUCAAAAGUUACAUCAAGAUAGACAGGCCAAUCCUCAAGCUCUGAUACCUCUACGGCCUGUUUUUCGUCGUUCAAUCUAUAUCAUUGGAUUAAUGUUAAGGUUUUUCGAUUUUACUGACAAAGAAGUUUAUGGUGACACAUAUCCAGUAAGUUGCAUGCAAUACACUAAACAAACUAUUAAAAUUUGUAAAUAAAAUUCUUCAUGUUUAUAGGAAAAUAUUAGAGAUUUAGUGUAUGAUACUAUGUCAUACUUUAUGCGUGCAGAUGAAGAUGAUACCAGAUUGUUUGCAUUAAAAGCAAUUGGAUCCAUAUGCAUACGACAUUAUGAUUUUAUGUUAUGUCAGGAUCUAAUGAACAUGUAUCUUGAUAUUUUGUCAGAUAAUAGUGUAGCAAACUUAAUGAAAUCUCAAGUAUGUGAAACUUGGCUGCUUGUGCAUUAAUUGUCUAUUAAAAACUUCAGUCUGAUAUUUAAAUAUCUAAAUUUUUUGUUUAGAUUUUAACUAACAUUGAAGUAUACUUGGAGGAAGAAGAAAAAAGAAUGAUAAAACAGGAUUUAGAAUGUAUGAUUAAAAAACAUUUAUUCAAUUAAUUUUAAUGAAAUGUAAUUAUAUAAAGUUAUAAUUAUGCAUUUUCAGGGUCAAAAAUGUCAAAAAAGGAAAAUUUGAAAGAAAUGGGCGAUGUUUCUUCUGGCAUGGCUAGUACAGUUAUUCAGUUAUAUUUAAAAGGAAUAUUAAAUUCAUUUUUACAUACAAGUGUUGAAGUUCGGCAAUCUGUACUCAAAGUAAUACAAUUAAUUUUAGCUCAAGGACUUGUGCAUCCUGUUCAGGUAUUGUAAUUAUUAUAAUAUUGUAUUGGGCUAAUGCCCAGUAUGUUAAAUCAAAUAAAAUCAUGACUCCUAGUAAAUUUAUAUAUUGUGUUUUGUGUAUAGAUUGUGCCUUAUCUAAUAUGUAUGAGUACGGAUACUGAGAAAUCAGUCAGUGGUCGUGCUGACAAGCAUUUGCAAGAGAUAGAGAAAAAAUAUCCAGGUUUUAUACAUAUGGGUGCACAAAAUGGUAUCAAAUUGUCUUUUCAACUGCAAAGUAUUGUUCAACCUGAAGGUGAACUGGUCCGUGGAUAUCGUAUAAAAGAUACAGAUAUUAUUCCAAGUGCUUUAAAUGGAUGUCUUUAUUCUAUACUCAGAACCAAACAACAACGAAGAGCACUAGUGUUAUCGAUUUUAAAACAAUUUGAGGAUACAGGAGUUAGUUGACAGUUUAUUUUAUAAAAAUAUAACAUUUUAAGUUUUCAUGUAUCCUUUAAUGAAUUGUUUUAAAUUUUUUUUUUUAUAGAAAACAAAUUUAGCUCAGAUGUUAUACUUGGCAGAUAACUUGGCAUAUUUUCCAUUUCAAUCACAAGAUGAGCCUUUAUUUAUUAUACAUCAUAUCAAUACAAUGAUAUCAGUUAAUGGGACUAAUUUGCUUCAAAAUUUUAGAGAGGUUACUAAAUAAUAAUAAAUCUCAUUACUUCUAUUUUUAUGUGUUUUUAAUUUUGCUUUAGUAAAAUAACAGUUAAUUGUUUGUACUCAAAUAUAAUUGUAUUCCUAUCCUUAGGGUCUACUUCCAAAUCCAAAUACUCCAUUGCAGUCUAGUAACAAAAUAGAUGGAGUUGUUGAAGACGAAGAAGAUGAAGAUGAAGAAACACUUAUAGAAAGAGUACCCGAUGAUAUAACAGCUCUUCAAGAAGUUAUUAUAAAGUCCCAAGGUUGCCUUCUACUUUUAGUUCUCAAAUUAUAUCUAAAAACUGUUUAUGGAAUAACAGAUUUGUAUGUGUUUAUUUUUGGUUUCUUUAGAAAUAAUCAUGCUCGGUUUUAAUAAUUUCAAUUUUAAUUCAUUUGUAGAAAAAUAACUCAAUAUUCACCAUCAGAAUCUAGUAAAAUGUAUGACAAAAAUUUAAGUAGAAAAUCAAAUUCAAAAUUUAAUCCUAAAGCUACUAUUGAAAAACUCAAAUAUGGAUUGGAAAUCAAUACUGAAGAUUUACAAAAAGCUAAACAAGACUUAAUUAAUUAUUAUUUAGAAGUAUGUGUUAAUCUAAAACUAAUUUAUAAAAUGUCUUACCAAUCAUUCAUAUCUUCUUUUUUUAUCAAAAUUUUACAGUAUUUCUUCAUCUUGUAAUCAUUUCUAGUACAUCUUACUUAUAUAAUUUUUGUCAAUAUGUUAGAGGGCAGUGUUUUCAUAUGAGUAGUGUAUUGGUAGAUUAUAAUAGGUCCUGUUCACAGCUCUGUUUUAUUAAAAGACCAUACAACAAAAAGUCAAUACUUCUUCUUUUAUCACAAUAAUAAAUAGAAUACAUUCUAACUUGCAUAAUGAUAAUCAUUUCUAGUACAUCUUACUGAUAUAAUUUUUGUCAAUAUGUUAGAGGGUAGUGUUUUCAUAUGAGUAGUGUAUUGGUAGAUUAUAAUAGGUCCUGUUCGCAGCCCUAUUUUGUUAAAGGACCAUCCAACUCAAAAAAUCAAUAAUUCUUUUAUCGCCAUAAUAAAUAGAAUACAGUCCAACUUGCAUAAUGAUACAACUAAAAUCCGUGAAUCCUUGACAUUAAUCCAUGCCGAAUAUUAAAAAUCACAAACAAAAUUUAGUGGUAUAAUUGUUAUCCGCAUAGAAUGUAAUAAAGUAGUAAGUGGGAGUAACAUAGUAGUAACCAAAGAAAAUUGUUUGAGUUGGAUGGUACUUUAAAAGACUUAUUUUCUAUUUAUUUUUCUACUUUUUGUGCUUGUCUUAAGCAUGUGUUGUGUGUAGUUAAAAUUUAUUUCUUAGUUAUGAAUUUUAAAUACCUGAAUACAUCUAGUGUAGACGAGUUUCAUAGAGAUCAGCUGAAAGUGUUGUUUUUCACUGUAUUAUACACUUUCGGUUAUCUUCAUUAUAAGUAACAGAAUUUUUAUAUUUGAAUAUAUAACAGUUGCAAUUAGUUUUUCACCUUUUUGGUUUAACAAUUAAUAAUAUAUAUUAUGUUCUCUUUUUUAGUUGAAACAUCUGAUUAUUAAUCUUGAUCCUGAUGACGAAGGAAAUGAAGAUAUGGUAGUAACUCCUAAAACUCCAAAGACUGUCCCAUCAACACCAAUUAAUCAUAUAAUUAACUCUUCUCCUCAAAUUUCAACAACUCCUAAUCAUGUUGAUUCAUCAAAUGUGUCAUAUGAAUCGCCAGAAUAUCAAACACAAGUAAGUAAUAUUUAAAAAUUACUGAAUUUGUAUUAGACAGUAGUUUGGCAACUGAUGAAAGAUUUGUGGGCAAAUACAAUUAUUUAGUAACCACAUUACUGCAGAGAGCUUUCAAAAUUAAAGAUCACUAUUUCAUUAUAUGAUUAUUUUUACAUUAAUGAAAUUUAAGUUUACUGUUUUAUUAAUAUUAAUUAAUAUUUUGUUUUAAUUUAAACUUUGUUAUUAGAACAAUGUACAAUCAACACCAAAGGUUCCUAAAGUGACAAUUAUACCCCCAAAACCUCCAUCAUUAAAACCCUCACAACCUCAAUAUCGAUCCCAUAAAUCAAAAAAAGUUGAUCGCCCAAAAAAACCUAAUCAUAAACGGAAGAAAAACAAAGACGAUAGUUCUGAAGACAGUGAUAAUGUCUACAGUGAUCCAGAUUUCUUAGUAUAAACAGGUCUUUGUAAUAGUUUAUGUAUGCUGUAAAUACAUUUGUUGUAAAAUUUUGUUUGUUAAAAGAUGAAUUAUUUAUUUUUAUGGAUAAUAUUAAUAUAAGGUAUAUUAAUAUUAGAUUUUAAGUGCUCAAUUGACCAUUCUUCUUAUGCCUUGUGCACUCAUUAUUUAAGUAUUUUCAAUAUGAGCACAUAUUGUGAGGUCUGAAACUUAAAAAUAUAAUUUAGUCUAUUAUAAUUUUUAUUUUAUUGAAUAAUAUUUUUCAAUUUUGACAGUUGUAGUUUUUUUUUCUUGAUUUCAGUUUUUAACAAGAAUGUUACAUUCAUUUCUAUAACAAUAUUCAAGGUGUCCUACUGUGAUCUACAGAUGUUUAUACCUAUUCAUAUUUUAAAUCAAUUUUUUUUUAAAAAAAAAAUGUUUCAAUCAAAUUUUCCUAUUAGGAGGCUUAUAGAGAAAACUAAAUUUUUAUUUUUACCCCCACUCACUUAUAAAAUUUAAUAUUAUCAGAGAUAAGUGUAGAAUACCAGUAGGACACUGUAUAACGCAUAAUAAAAUUAAUUUUCUUAUUAUUGUACUUUAAAAAAAGUAGUUUGUUACAAAUAUGCAUGAUCAAAUGAUUUUUUUUUAAAACAUAGUAUAAUUUUAUAAAAAAAAAAAAAAAUAAAAAUAAAAAAAAAAAAACAAGUACACAAUUAAUCAGUUAUAAAUUAAAUAAUUAAUCAACUCUAUUUUAAAACAGAUUAAUAUGGCAAAUGUAAACAAAGUUCUUGUUUUGUUGAAUAAACAUUCCUUAUUGUUAUCUUUUAUUAAACACAAUUUUUCUUUACAUCAAAUGUAUAAAAAAAAUUAUUUGAUAAAUUAAAUGAAUUUGUAUAAAUAAAUUUUAUUAGACAUAAUAACAUUUACUGAACAAAAAUUUAAUAUGAAUUUAUUAUCCAUUAACAUAUAAAGGUGAUGCCAUAUUAUAUUUCAUUAUUUUCACAAUAGGAAAGUAUAGUAUAUUUUUAAAUAUUUCUUAAAAAUUGUGUUGUUGAUAGCAAUAAUAUUGCGUGCGUAUGUGAUCAAAUUAUAGCUAGUAAUUAUAUAUUAUUAUAUUAUUAUUAAUUAACUUUUUUACGCUUUUUUUUUAUUGUGGAGACAAUUAUAGGCUCUACUGUAUAUUAUGAUGUAUACAUAUAUAUAUGUGUGUACUUAAGUACACAUAUAUGUAUAUAUUAUAUAUAUAUAUGAAAAGAAUUUAAUAAUAUUUCAAAAACUUUAUUAAUAAUGUUUAUAUAAUGCUACACAUUUAUUGUCUCUAUCUUACAAGCACAUCUAUACAGCAAAGCAUUUAGUAGAAUCAAUUGUGUGUUGUUUUAAUGUCAUGAAUGAAUUUAGUUAGUAUAUUCAGACUUGCUGGUAAGAAUACGUAACAAAUACGUGUUCAUAGGUUUUUUUGAUAUUUUCAUUUUUAAGUAAGACAUGUAUAAAAUAUAUUAUAAUUUAUAAGUGCUUUUAUUACUUAAAUAUGAAAAUAUCAAAAAGCAAUAUUGAGCAAUAUUUUUGCCUUUAAGUUUAAUUGCAGCUCAAUUCAAUCUAAUAUUAAUACUAACAGCACACAAUUGGCCCUCCUGAAUACCAUUUUGAUAUGCAAUGAAUUUGUAAGGUGGAGAUGAUAAAUGCAUGUGUAUGUAUACCCCUUAAAAGGCAUUAUAUCAAUGAGUGACAUAUAAGUUGACAAUUACCAAAAUCACAUAUCUGGUUUCCUGUCUAGAUUAGUUCAUUAUUUUUUUAUCUUUAUUACUAGUUAUUCAAUGCAUAUUUUAUUAGAAAUUAAAAUAACUAAAUAAACCAAUACAUUCUGAAUGGAUCAAAGUAAUAACUAGGUAUAUACAACAGAUUGCUUUAUUUUAAAAUAUUAUAUAAAUGAUUAUAGUUUAAUGUAUUCAAAUUACACAAUAAAGUACACAUUUUUUUUUUUUUUUAGUAUGUCCUCUUUUUGAUAUGAUGUCUGUUAAAAUUCCCUACUCACCUUUAAAUUAUAAUAUUUUCAUAUUAUAGUUAAUAUUAUGUGAUAAAUAUCUAUAAUUUUUUUAAACACAUUCCUUUUGACAAUCGAAUUGAAUUACUCGAAUGUCAAAGAUUUUAGUUAUACAAAUCGCUUAAAUUUUAUAAUUAAUUAUUUAUUUUUCAUCUCCAUUUCAUAAUAUAACUAAUGUACAGAACGUGAAUGUAUUCUUUCAUAGUUCAUUUAAUUUGUAAAUAACUAAGAUCUAUUUAACUAAUUAACAGUUUAUAAAAAUCAUUAGGUUAAUUUGUAAUAAAUUAAAACUUGUACCUUUAUUUAAAUAGUACAGGUUAGGGUUUAUAGAUUGUCCCUCUACAAUUAAUACCCAAUUAUUUUUAAUAAUUAAUAUUUUUUUUAUUAUACCCGAUUAAAGAAAUGUUGAGCAUCACCUUUAUUUAUUUUUUUUUAUUGCUUAUUACUUUCUGGCUCUUCAAAAACCAUAACACCAAAACUUUUACUUUGUUAUAAAUUACUUAAUUACAUUUCUGCUUUUAUAUUUUUUAAAUGUAUAUCAGGACAAGCAAUUGUAUUAUAACUAUUAAAUAAUUAUAAGUCAUAUAGUACAACAAUAAUAAAUAUAUUAGGUGAUAUUUCUUUGUUUAUAUAGUGUUGAUUUUUACACCAUUGUUCAGUUUAAUUGAUUUAGAUUUAUGAAUAGUAAAUACAAUAUCAUGUAAUAUUGUAUGUCAUUUUUUUAACCAAUAAAAAAAUGCAUUCAUUCGCACAUUGUUUUAUUAAACUGAUAAGCACUGAAAUCGAAAUAUAUAAGGCCAAUGUAGUUCUUACUUGUUAUAAUGUAUAAAUUAUUAUGUUAUUAUAAUAUUAUUUAUAUAUAUAUAUACAAAAAAAAAAGAAUUGUAAUAUUAUUAUGAAAUCUAAAUUUGACUACCUAUUUUUUUAGCAAUAAUAAUUUUUUGUAAUACUGUAAUUGAUGUAGGUCUAUUAUUUUAUAUAAUUAACUGUACAGUGUACUUUUAUCACCGAAAGAAAAUA
Molecule: messenger RNA, 28476 nt
Organism: Cinara cedri
Lineage: Eukaryota; Metazoa; Arthropoda; Insecta; Hemiptera; Aphididae
Source: the annotation of a GenBank genome assembly